Messenger RNA from Perkinsus marinus ATCC 50983, 333 nucleotides. Its product is annotated as dynein light chain 1, putative. The transcript is spliced from 3 exons. Lineage: Eukaryota; Perkinsozoa; Perkinsida; Perkinsidae. Gene Ontology annotation, cellular component: dynein complex. Bases 1 to 333 code for a protein of 110 amino acids. Gene Ontology annotation, biological process: microtubule-based process. The record is from RefSeq and is a predicted model, not a curated record. Gene Ontology annotation, molecular function: dynein intermediate chain binding; dynein light intermediate chain binding.
AUGCCUGAGGGAAAGAACAUCGUUUCCGAUAUGGACGAGAACUGCGAAAUGAGGACUGAUGCCGUGACACAAGCCUCGAUUGCUAUUCAAAAGUACAAGACUGAGAGCGAAAUGGCGAAGCACAUCAAGGCAUUCUUCGAUGGGAAGUAUGAUCCGAAUUGGAUGUGCGUCGUUGGUAAGGACUUUGCCAGCUUCGGUACGUACGAGACGAAGACUUAUCUCUUCUUCUACAUCGGACAGAUUGCUGUAAGGAUCGACGUCGGUCAUUCUUCCUGCUUCCUGUGUUGCAACUCGUGCAGUACAAGGAAUAAGCUCCUCCUCAUAUAUCAGUAA